This is a messenger RNA of Odocoileus virginianus texanus, 3725 nucleotides long. RefSeq names its product kelch like family member 25 (gene KLHL25). Gene Ontology annotation, molecular function: protein binding. Lineage: Eukaryota; Metazoa; Chordata; Mammalia; Artiodactyla; Cervidae. The record is from RefSeq and is a predicted model, not a curated record.
UAUAGUUCCGUAGUACUCCACUGUAUGAAUGAACCACUGUUUCUUUUACUGGGCCUCUCACUCAUGAACAUUCAGGCAUUUGCAGUCUUUUGCUUGUAGCCAAAAGGCAACAGAGGGCAGGAUUCCUAGGUGUGGAGAGGCUGGGGCAGAGGGUACGUCUCCUGUCCUUUUGAAAGAUCUUGCCAAAGCGCUGUCUAGCCACACGCCCCUGCCCUCCGCCCUCCCCGUGGGAGGGGACAGACAGAGCUGUGUCCUGGGCUUCGACACUUGAGGCACCUUCCCAUUCUGGUCCGACACUGCCAGCCUGGACUAGAAGAAGCUUCUGGACACUGGGAGAAAGCAGCUCAUGACCAAACCGAGAGGCUGUGUGGUAGGAUCCCACCUCUGAUGCUCUUCUAGCAGGUCGGCUCAGCAUGUCGGUCAGCGUCCACGAGACCCGCAAGUCGCGGGGCAGCACGGGCUCCAUGAACAUCACACUCUUCCAUAAGGCCUCGCACCCUGACUGCGUGCUGGCGCACCUCAACACGCUGCGCAAGCACCGCAUGUUCACCGACGUGACGCUCUGGGCCGGCGACCGUGCCUUCCCCUGCCACCGCGCCGUGCUGGCCGCCUCCAGCCGCUACUUCGAGGCCAUGUUCAGCCACGGCCUGCGGGAGAGCCACGACGACACGGUCAACUUCCAGGACAACCUGCACCCCGAGGUGCUGGAGCUGCUGCUGGACUUCGCCUACUCGUCGCGCAUCGUCAUCAACGAGGAGAAUGCCGAGUCGCUGCUGGAGGCGGGCGACAUGCUGCAGUUCCACGACGUGCGGGACGCGGCCGCCGAGUUCCUGGAGAAGAACCUGUUCCCGUCCAACUGCCUGGGCAUGAUGCUGCUGUCGGACGCCCACCAGUGUCGCCGGCUCUACGAGUUCUCCUGGCGCAUGUGCCUGGUGCACUUCGAGGCUGUGCGCCAGAGUGACGACUUCAACAGCCUCUCCAAGGACACGCUGCUGGACCUCGUCUCCAGUGAUGAGCUGGAGGCGGAGGACGAGCGCGUGGUCUUCGAGGCCGUGCUGCAGUGGGUCCGGCACGACCUGGAGCAGCGCAAGGCCCACCUGCCCGAGCUCCUUCGCGGUGUGCGGCUGGCCCUGCUGCCCUCCGACUGCCUGAAGGAGGCCGUGUCCGGAGAUGCCCUGCUCAUGGCAGAUGAGCGCACGCGGCUGCUGGUGGACGAGGCGCUGCGCUGCAAGGCCCGAAUCCUGCAGAAUGACGGCGUGGUCACCAGCCCUUGCGCCCGGCCGCGCCGGGCCGGCCACACGCUGCUCAUCCUCGGGGGCCAGACCUUCAUGUGCGACAAGAUCUACCAGGUGGACCACAAGGCCAAGGAGAUCAUCCCCAAGGCGGACCUGCCCAGCCCCCGCAAGGAGUUCAGUGCCUCGGCCAUUGGCUGCAAGGUCUAUGUCACGGGGGGCCGAGGCUCCGAGAACGGGGUCUCCAAGGAUGUGUGGGUGUACAACACGGUCCACGAGGAGUGGUCCAAGGCGGCGCCCAUGCUGAUCGCCCGCUUUGGCCACGGCUCUGCCGAGCUGGAGAACUGUCUCUACGUGGUUGGGGGCCACACAUCGCUGGCCGGCGUCUUCCCGGCCUCGCCGUCAGUCUCGCUGAAGCAGGUGGAGAAGUACGACCCCGGGGCGAACAAGUGGACCAUGGUGGCCCCGCUGAGGGACGGCGUCAGCAACGCCGCAGUGGUGAGCGCCAAGCUGAAGCUCUUUGUGUUCGGCGGCACCAGCAUCCACCGGGACAUGGUGUCCAAGGUCCAGUGCUACGACCCAUCAGAGAACCGGUGGAGCAUCAAGGCUGAGUGUCCGCAGCCCUGGCGCUACACUGCAGCUGCCGUGCUAGGCAGCCAGAUCUUCAUCAUGGGCGGCGACACGGAGUUCACGGCCGCCUCCGCCUAUCGCUUCGACUGCGAGAGCAACCAGUGGACACGGAUCGGGGACAUGACCGCCAAGCGCAUGUCCUGCCACGCACUGGCGUCAGGCAACAAGCUGUAUGUGGUGGGGGGCUACUUCGGCACCCAGCGGUGUAAGACCCUGGACUGCUACGACCCCACCUCGGACACGUGGAACUGCGUCACCACCGUGCCCUACUCGCUCAUCCCCACGGCCUUCGUCAGCACCUGGAAGCACCUGCCCGCCUGAGGCAGCUGCGGAGCCAGCCAGACGCUGUGUGUUUCUCCCCGCCCCACGGCCGCGGCCCUCGCUCUUGCACGUGGCCUGACCUUGUCUGUGGGUCGCUCCGCCUGGCCCACUGCUCUGAGUGGCCAGAAGCCAGCCCACCAGCCCUGGGAGCGGCGGCCUCGGGGGCUGCUCCGAGCUUCAGGGAAGAAGAGCCGUCUCCCGUGUCCUGUGGGUCUGGCUGAGGCCUUGCCUGCUUUGUGGUGGUUUGCGGGGGGAGAAGACCUUCCAGGGGGCUGUGGACGGACAGCAGGAGUCCCUCGGCCUGGAGGAGAAAGACACGUCUGCAGAGCCUUGAGGGCACCCUGGACUGGGGCGGGGGCUGGGCGGGUGUGGGACAGCACAGUCUUGGGCUCCGGGCUUCCCUGGUGGUGGUGUAAAAUCUCCCCACACAGGACGCCCCCAGCCCCUGGGAACUGGGUGUGUGGGGGCUGAGCAGGAUUGUGCUGUGGAGAAAGUCUUACGGGAGAGAACCGUUCAGUGACAGCCACCAGGCCACCAGUGUUAAACAGGCUCCCGAGAGGCGGGCCUCACCCCCAGCGACCCCACCAUCUCCCGGGUGCAAGCACAGGUGUGCAGGGACCCUGGGGGGCUGCCCAUCACCUCCCCUCAGCGCCCAGCCCAAGAGGCAGGGAUGACCCCAGAAUUGGCCCCUACCUGCCCAGACCAGGAGCACAUGUGAGCUGGGGCCCACUGGGGGACUCCAGGAUGCCCACGACAGACCCCACCAAGGGCUGGACUCAGCUUGGAGAGGAUGACAAAGCCCUGUGCCACUGGCCUCUCAACCUUCUAACUGGUGAUGGGGUCUGCCUCACGUGUCCCCUAAGCUCACAACGUGACAGUGGUUGCAAGAGAACUGCCAAGCAUUUGUUCAUUCUCCCACCUUCCAAGUAUUGGGCACCUCACAGGUCCAGCUGCAGCCUCGGGCUUCUGGAAAGGUCAGCUCCUAUGGGUGCCCCUUCACCUAGCGUUUGAGGGUCUGACCUUGUCCCUUGCCUGCCCCGGUGCACUGCGUGGCCUGGGGCUCCCAGGUAGGCUGUACUACUCGUGGGGCCGGUUGCUUCCCAGUUGGCCCUGCCCCCAACAGGACCUCUGUGCUGGCUCCAGGCCUGUGGGUGUCCCCGGGGCCCCAAGGGCAUCUUUAGGGCAGGAUUGGCCCAGAGAUGUGCACCAGCCAUAGGCCAUCCGCUUCCCCUGGGGAAAAAGCAGAAGGCGCGUCUCCAGGUUCCUGGGACCCCACGGCCCCCACCUGUGUCUGAGGCUCCACCUUGCUCUCGGUGCUUCCUCUCAGACACCCAGAAGCCAGGGGCCUGGUCCCUGGAGAUGGCUCGGCCCGAGAUGCCGGGGAAGCGGCAGCCCCGGUCCAGCGCCCGCACCGCCUGGCCUGUUGGAUUGCUGUGCUAGGCACGGGUCUGGCAGCACAAAGGACCUCACAGUGGUGCUUUCUCCACAAGUUGUGUUGUUUUUACCCAUUUCUAACUUAAUAAAAGAGUUGAGAAAUCUUGC